CCUGCCUCAGCCUCCUGAGUAGCUGAGACUACAGGCAUAUCGAAGAAACACCAGCAACGUACCACAUUCACUCAAGAACAGUAUGAAAAACUGGAGGCUCUGUUUGGCCAGACCAUGUUCCCACAUAAAAAUCUCCAGAAGGAACUAGCUUUGGAACUCAACCUACCGGAGUCAACAGUGAAGGUUUGGUUCAGGAACAGACGAUUCAAAUCAAAGAAGCAGCAGAAGAAGCAGCAAGAGCAGCAGCAACAGCAAUCAUCAAAGCAACCAAACCAGAUUCUUCCAAUGAUGAAUAUGCCCACUUCAUCCAGAAUACUCACCCAUCCUUACUCUUUUUUUCCUGUGGUUUCAGGUUUCUGCAGCUACUUUGCACCUCAGUCUUUGGAUCCUUCCAAUUGGGCAUGUGGGUGUACCUUCACUGAGAGUCCCACAAGUGAUUUCCAAAUGCAGGAUCUUCAGUUGGAGAGGCUGGUGGCCUCUGUUCCUCCUUUGUUCCCUGAUGCUUAUGACAUAGGCCAAAUCAUAGAAAUGUACAGUUUUCCUGAUGAGGAUGAGAUAUCCUGUUCCUUCCAUUGUCUAUAUCAGUAUCUCUCACCCACAAGGUCCCAGAUAUAAGGAUAGGGUUCCUUGAUCAGCACCCUUGCUAUUCCAGCUGUAGGUCUAUCUCCUAGGCAAGCCUGGUCCAGUAUGAAGAGCCAAAGCUUUGAAGAUUAAAGUCUAAGAGACAGCCUGGAAUUCCGGAAUACCUCCAAUAUGGUAGACUUUGGAUUUCUCUGA
Molecule: messenger RNA, 777 nt
Organism: Propithecus coquereli (Coquerel's sifaka)
Lineage: Eukaryota; Metazoa; Chordata; Mammalia; Primates; Indriidae
Gene: ARGFX
Product: arginine-fifty homeobox
Exons: 3
Biological process (GO): regulation of transcription by RNA polymerase II
Cellular component (GO): nucleus
Molecular function (GO): RNA polymerase II cis-regulatory region sequence-specific DNA binding; DNA-binding transcription factor activity, RNA polymerase II-specific
Source: RefSeq, a predicted model, not a curated record